Messenger RNA from Protopterus annectens (West African lungfish), 189 nucleotides. RefSeq names its product cytochrome b-c1 complex subunit 9-like. Lineage: Eukaryota; Metazoa; Chordata; Ceratodontiformes; Protopteridae. Gene Ontology annotation, biological process: mitochondrial electron transport, ubiquinol to cytochrome c. The coding region runs from base 1 to 189 and encodes 62 amino acids. The record is from RefSeq and is a predicted model, not a curated record. The transcript has a single exon.
AUGGUGUGGGGUAGACAGAUGUACAAUUUGUUAUUUCAGAGAACAUCAGCCUUUGUGUUGACAGAGAUUGUCAGUGCUGUUUUUCUUCAACAAGUCUUUCUCCAGGCAGUGAAUGCUCUGUUUGACCAACUGUAUCAUGGAAAACUCUGGAAGCACAUUAGACACAGUCAUGAGAAAAAGGAUGAAUAA